Messenger RNA from Closterium sp. Yama58-4, 1386 nucleotides. The record is from the annotation of a GenBank genome assembly. NCBI's taxonomy places the organism in Eukaryota, Viridiplantae, Streptophyta, Zygnematophyceae, Desmidiales, Closteriaceae.
AUGGCUGCCCCGUCGACCACUGCUGCCUACCCCCGCGCUUUCACCUCUGCUGCUAAUGUUACCCGCGGGGCAGUCGGUGCCACGUGUCCUCCUUCUACUGGACCAGUCAGCGGCGGCAAUGUGGCGGCCAUGGGGCGCCGCGCGGGUAGAUCAAGGUGCGCUCCCCCCUACCCUGCUGCCUCCGCUGCCUCUGCUCCCUCUGCUCCCUCUGCUCCCUCUGCCCUCUCUGCUGCCUCUGCUCCUUCCUUCCCCUCCCUGCAUCCCCCCCUUUUCCCCCAGCACUGCAUCCCCUCCUACCCCUCCAUGCAUCCCCUCCUUCCCCUCCUUGCAUCCCCUCCUUUCCCUCCCUGCAUCCCCCCCUUUCCCUCCCUGCAUCCCCUUCUUUCCCCCCCUGCAUCCCUCCCUGCAUCCCCUUUCUUCCCUCCCUGCAUCCCCUUCUUUCCCUCCCUGCAUCCCCUCCUUUCCCUCCCUGCAUCCCCUCCUUUCCCUCCCUGCAUCCCCUUCUUUUCCCUCCCUGUAUCCUCUCCUUUUCCCCCAUGCAUCCCCUCCUUUCCCUCCCUGCAUCCCCCCCUUUUCCCCCCUGCACUGCAUCCCCUUUUUUCCCUCCCUGCAUCCCCUCCUUUUCCUCCCUGCAUCCCCUCCUUUCCCUCCCUGCAUCCCCUCCUUUUCCUCCCUGCAUCCCCUCCUUUCCCUCCCUGCAUCCCCUUCUUUCCCUCCCUGCAUCCCCUCCUUUCCCUCCCUGCAUCCCCUCCUUUCCUUCCCUGCAUCCCCUUCUUUCCCUCCCUGUAUCCCCUCCUUUCCCUCCAUGCAUCCCCUCCUUUCCCUCCAUGCAUCCCCUCCUUUUCCUCCCUGCAUCCCCCCCUUUUCCCCCCUGCACUGCAACCCCUCCUUUCCCUCCCUGGAUCCUCUCCUCUUCCUCCCUGUUUCCACCCCUUACCUUCAUUCACCCCCUCUGCUUGCCCCUUUUCCUCUCCAUUCCCUCUCCUUCCUUCACUCUCCUCCCGCGUACCAUCUCACCCCUGCUUCUUUUGUCUUUUUUCCGUUUUGCUUCCCCAACUUUUCCUCCAUUUUUCCCCUAAUUUCCCCCCAGCCCUUCAUGAGGGUCCCCCCUUGCUAAGCCAUUUCCUUGCACACGUGCUAGCCUUCCUUCCCCAUGCACACUCUUCCUUCCCCAUGCACACUCUUCCUUCCCCAUGCACACUCUUCCUUCCCCUCCAGGCUUACACUGUUUCUCCCCUCCUUCUGGUUUCUUACUCCCCUGCCACCCUAUCUUUUCCCCCUCCUACCCUAUCGUAUGCGCUGCCAGUGGUGCAGGCGCUGGCAGGGCGUGUGGUGCGGGGCGGUGGUAGUGCUGCCCACCAGAGACCUGGCUGCUCAGGUGGGUAA